GACACACGAGUUCGAGCCAAGGUCGUUAACAGACGUAGCACGGUGCAAUGUCCAAGGUUGCGACUCGCUUGCGAAGUUUGAGUGUCUUAAUUCAAAGCAGUAUUAGUGAGACAGUGCAUGACUCUGCUCUGCAGUGAGAUUGGUACCUCUUAGACGGUUGCUCAGUGGGUGUGUUGUCUUCGAGCCCUUGGAAUAACUUCUACCUUGAUUAUGGAGAUCAAAGGGGACGUUCCCAACUAUUGGAGACAACACGAACAUAAAGGCAUCAUGUAUCCCAACGUCGUCCUAGACUCCAGUAUUGAACGACUUAAGUCCUUUCAAGUGCGAGACGAUGACAUCUGGAUUCUGACUUACCCCAAAGCCGGUACACAUUGGAUGAUGGAGAUUAUUGGCCUUAUCCUCAGCGGUGGUGACCCAGACAAAAUAGACCGAUCUCUAUACUGCAACACUGUAGAGAUGAUCAACUUAGAUCAAUAUUUUCCUCAAACCAAGGAAGAAGAGAAACUCCACCCUCUUGAUAUGUCCCCGUUCUUAGACGUUAUCGAGAGGGCGCCCUCUCCAAGAGCCAUGCUCACGCAUCUGCAGUAUGAUCUUUUACCACGUGACAUACUCAAAUCUAAGAUCGUUUACAUGGCCCGUAAUCCCAAGGACAUGAUAGUAUCAUGGUUCCAAUUCGUCGGGAAGAAUCCAGCAAUUCCACUGAAAAUGGAUACAGCGAUUGAGCAGUUUGUCGAUGGCAAAAUGCAAUGGGGCCCAUGGCCGGUGCACGUUCGUACCUUCUGGGAGCUUAGAGAACACAAGAAUAUCUUUUUUCUUUUCUACGAGGAUCUGAAGAAGGAACCCGCAAAAUACAUCGAGAAAAUCGCCAAUCAUAUUGGUCACCCUCUGUCGGAGGAGAAUCUACAAAAAGUGGUAAAGUUUAGCCAUAUUGACUCACAGAAAGCUACUUUCGGGAAAUUGGCGGAGAGUGGAAAAAUUAACUAUGUCAAAUACGGAGGCGAGUACGCCUUUCUAAAUAAAGGAGUGAAUUAUCGUUGGAAGCAAUUCUUCACUGUAGCACAGAACGAGGCCUUCGACGAAUGGUACCAAGAAAUGAUGGCGGAUACCGAUCUCAAAUUUACAUUUGAGUGAUUAACUAGAGAUGUGAGAGUAACGAUAGAGAUUAUGUUUACAUAUAGAAUCAAGUGUUUUAUUGAUCUCAUGAUCAAUAUAACAACAAACGAAAAAAAACAAUCACUAAAUUAAAUAAAGUCCGUGGCGGAGAGUCUAACAGAUAACUUGACAUUCAUACAGUUGUAGACAAUAAUUAACAUUCAAAAUGGUUUAAUUCAAAUUUUUUUUUUUUUAUGGUUAUGAAUUUUUCUUUUCUUUUUAGUGUAAUAAUAGUUAAUAUCCAAAUCUUUUUCCAUGUAUGUAUGAAAAGCAUUACAGUUUUUCUUUAUGUCUCGAUAAGAUAGAGAUUAAUAGUGAAUCGAAUCAAUUUACACUUGGAAUAAAUAUUUAGGGGACCUUUCCAUUAAACUAGUUUUCGGUUACAGAUCCUUCGAUAACAGUUCGAUGGUACAUCAUCUAUCGGCCAAUCACGUGACCGUGUUCUUAUAUUGCUGUUGCUCAUGUGGCAAACCUAUGGCUAUCUUUUCCGCACUGAUUCAUUCCAAUUCUCAUGGGCUCUAUAUACAUGAUAUAAGGAAAAUAAAACUGAAUUAUAAUUGCUUAAAAGGCAAUAUCAAAAUAACAAAGAAUAUGGUAACGACCCACCCUAGUUACAAAGAUAGUUGUAAGGAAGACCCGGUACCACGCAGAUUACAACUUUGAAUAGAUGCAAUUUAAUAACGUUAGAUUACCAGUAUAUAAAAAGGCAAAUUACACAUAUUUUUUGCCACAUUUCAUGAAACUCCUUCUCGUUCCCUUCCUGUGUGGUCUCUAAUAACCUAAUGAUUGACAUCAUUAAUUGGUCGAAAAUUUGUAUUAUUACAAAAUUUGACAGCAUAUCAUUUGGCCGUCGCACGGAUUUAAAAUCUUUCAAAUUAUACUUGAUGGAUGGUGAGAAACAACAUUACUGGACACCUACAUGACGUAUGCAAGGCUGCAAUUAGAAGAGCUCACAGAAAAAGAAGCGUUUAUCGAAGCGCCUAAAUGAAGGGUUCUUGGUUAUAUUCAUAUGACCAUCAAUCAUGUAUUAAGGAGAUGAAUUCUGAAUUGGCUAAUGCAACUCGGGAUCAUUUAGGUAAUUGCGGCGAAUCACAUCGCAUACAAUCUCGUAAUGAUUGAUCUUACAUGAGAGUAAUGAUGAAAAUAAUGAGCCCCAGCAUUUUAUAUUGAAGAUGAUAAUCAGAAGAACUUGAUGAUUUAACGAUACUUUGGCAAUAAUCGUUAUCAUAACUAUCAUCAUCACCUUUACCAUCACCACUGCCAUCAAUAUUGACCGAGAAUAUAUUAUUGAUUGGUCUGUUUCUCAAACCUUUUUUUAUUCCUUUCUACAUAAUGAAGUGAAUCAUAACGAAGUACAUUUUAAAUAUCAAGUGCAGACAAUGUGAAUUAAUUUCUGAAGAGUUUACAGGGGGUGUAUUAUAUAGGUCUGGUAGUUUAGAUUAGAUUACAAUUACUACCAGAGUACAUUGCAACAUUUUUACACCAUAUAUAUGCAGAUAAAGAAAUCUAGCAUCAUAUUAUUGUAGUAAGCCAUAACUGUUAUAACAGGAAGCAAGAUGAAUUAAAAAUAAAUAUUACAUAGCUUAUGUAGGUUCGAAUCAGUGAUAGGUCAAUACGCCAUCACGUGAUCAUAGCUGCGAGGAUCGCAUUUGGUAUAUUCGAUGUUUUGACGUCACCUCAGUGAAUAUAACUGCGUUGUCAGGCCCCCGAAGCUACCGCCAUUUCGUUUAAUCCAUUAGAAGCUAAAAUAAGCCCUCAUUUUGUACGUGUAUUAGACAAUACGCACAUCAGCUCUUGCUUUUGCAUAUAUUUUUCCAGUAAUAUGAUUAUUAGAUGUGGCCAAUCAUUUUUGUAUAAUACACAGACCUUUGACAUACAAUGGCAUCAAAGACUUCCCGCCACAUUAUCUAUCAAUAUCCUAAAAGGGUGAUAAGGAUCCUAAUCAAAGAUAAUGAUCGGCUGAAAUCUACCACGUUAUCAGAUAUUACAGCCAAAAGGGUUAUUGAGGCUUACAGCUCAACAACCUUGCUUUAGUACAUAUUUUUUCAGUGAAAUUAUUAUUCAAUCUUGAUCAUUUGGUUUCUAUUAUAUUGCGUUUAUUAUACACAUACCUUACAUAACUGAAGAGCAGUGGCACAAUAGAGUGCCACUGGAAUGAACUUUCCGCCACAUGUCUCAAUAAUUCUACGACGUUUUAUUCCCGAAAUUGGGUCGAACGCCCCUGGGAAUAAAACGUAGUAGAAUUUUACGUUAUUAUUGAGACAUGGAAUAUCUUACUGUGUAAUGUUUUAAAUCAUCGUACGAAUGAUUAUUCUCAUGUUAUUACCUAAAUUUUAUGUUAUUACCUAAAUUAUCAUGUUAUUACCUAAAUGUUCAAACCUGCUAUCAUACUUGUUACAAUAAAAUAAUUUUAUAUCUAGUCGUAAUGACGUCAUAGCAAUCGUACGAUUGGCUACUAUUUGGAGCUAAUUUGGCAUUUACUCUAAAAUAAAGGCUUGCAAUCAUCCAAAUAUUGGUGCUCUUUCAGUUAAUUUGAACCUCAAAUAAAAAGAUACUUUUCAUUCAGAUUUUCAAUAAAAUGAACAAAGUUCGAAUUGUUCCAUAAUCGGAUCGUGGAUCAGUCGUUAGGUGUGCGAUGGCCUUAAGAUUUGUUCCAAAUUUAUCCCAUGCAUGAAAUUCUUACUUAAGCCCUCCAUGAUGUUUAUUUGUAUAAUGGUGAUUUUGGAGCAUUAGUAUUUGUGUUUAAUAUGGAAAUAAAUACAAACAAAUAAACCCUUCUUUUUAUGUGAACCAUUUUUCCCAAGAAGACUGGCUAAAAUCAAAAGCAGCAUGUUCCGAUUUUUUAAAGGGUGCUUUGGGCUGAAAUAAUUAUAUCUAAAUAAAUAGAGCAACACGCUGAUAUUUUCAUCGAAAUCGGACAAGGAAUAACAAAUUUAUGACAUAUCAAAUAUUUGUAUUAUUUCGGUGACACAGUUUUAUGCAUGUCUUCAUGAAUAUGCACUUCGGAAGUUGAUGAUGUCAUGUCCCCACUUCAAUUUUCUCAUGUUAUUACAUGAAAUCAUAAUUAUGUCAUAAUUUCAUACAAGAGUGCAUGAUAGAUUUGCUCUGUAACAAAAUGAGUUGCAGCAAUUG
This is a messenger RNA of Lytechinus pictus (painted urchin), 4284 nucleotides long. RefSeq names its product sulfotransferase 1C4-like. Gene Ontology annotation, molecular function: sulfotransferase activity. The transcript is spliced from 8 exons. The coding region runs from base 211 to 1131 and encodes 306 amino acids. Lineage: Eukaryota; Metazoa; Echinodermata; Echinoidea; Temnopleuroida; Toxopneustidae. Gene Ontology annotation, biological process: sulfation. The record is from RefSeq and is a predicted model, not a curated record. Gene Ontology annotation, cellular component: cytoplasm.